GGCCAAAAUACGGUAGCUGGCGCUUGGCGCGCAUGCGUCAUAUGGCUCUCGCCGAUCUGUCUGCUCCGUGCCCGUGAGCUCCGGAACCGGAAGUUUUCCCGGGAUCUUCCCGACCUGGAGCCCAGCUGUCGCCUUGGGAAUAGGAGGGAUGCACAAUAUUCAGCUGUAAAUGCAUCACAAACAGGCCUCCCAGGAUGAGGAAAGCAAACAGGAGUGCAGGCUCCGUCCCCAAAGUACCUGCCACGAAUAAAUCACAGAGCACCGAAAGGGCAAAAUCGGAGAGCAACGCACCUACUUCAUCCAAGGUGUCCCGCCCAGGAUCUUCUCUAUCAAAGGCUAAGAGCAAUGAUGAUCUCCUGGCUGGAAUGGCCGGUGUGCCACCCACAAGCAACAGUGUAAAGGUGAAGAAAAGCAGUGCUGCAACAAACCCUAGUUCUGGGGCAACAAUGAGUGGAACAGAUGGAAGGGCCAAGAGCAGUGCAGGCAGCAACUCUAUUAGUAAGAAAAGUGGCUCAUCUGGGGCAAAAGAAGUAGGAUCUUCUCGAGAAAGAGUCAGAGAGAGAUCUCGCCUGAAUGCUAGCAAAAAACCACAAGGAUCUGGUGUUAACACAGGAGAGGUAACUGCCCCAACUAAACGAUCUCGAGCUCGUGCAGAGUCAGAUGUUCUUCGUAUGAGCAAAUCCAAAUCUGAUAAUCAAAUCAGUGAUCGUGCAGCUCUUGAAGCCAAGGUGAAGGACCUGCUUGGUCUGGCCAAAAACAAAGAUGCUGAGAUUUUGCUUCUCCGCACUGAGCUAAGGGACAUCAAAGCACAGCUUGGACAUGGCAUCUCUGAUAAGAGUCCUGAGGAUCCCCCUGUAUUUCAGUUAGAAGAGCAGAAUGCUGUUGUGCGGGAAGAACUACAGCAACUGAAAAACGAGAACAGAAUGCUUAAGGAUCGGCUAAAUGCAUUGGGUUUUUCAUUGGGUCAACAAAUUGAUGUUACAGAGAAGCUUUACUGUUACCAAUCCAUGGAUAUGGCUGCUGGCAGCCACAGUGACUGUGGGGGAGGCACAUUGGCCUCCUCCGUGGAGGGCUCUGCUCCUGGAUCUAUGGAGGACCUCCUGAGCCAGGAUGAAAGCACACUGACUGGUGAAAGGAGGAGUAGUUCCAUGGAUAAUUUAGAUAGUGAAUGCAGUGAGGUUUACCAGCCACUCACCUCUAGUGAUGAUGCUUUGGAUGCCCCAUCAUCAUCCUCUGAAUCAGAAGGCCUUCCAAGUACUGAACGAUCACGAAAAGGUAGCAGUGGCAAUGUGAGUGAAGUGUCAGUGGCCUGUCUGACAGAGCGGAUUCACCAAAUGGAGGAAAACCAACAUAGCACAGCUGAGGAGCUGCAAGCUACUCUUCAGGAGCUGGCUGACUUGCAGCAGAUCACACAGGAGCUAAAUAGUGAGAAUGAACGGCUGGGUGAAGAGAAGGUCAUCUUGAUGGACUCUCUUUGCCAACAGAGUGAUAAGUUGGAACUGUUCAGUCGUCAGUUGGAGUAUGCACGAGCGUUACUUGAUGAGCACCAUGUACAGUACUCCUUGGACGAAGACCUCAAAAGUAGCCGUUACUUAGAACUAGAGCAGAGAUACAUGGAAAUGGCUGACAACAGUCGCUUUGAGCGUGAGCAGUUGUUGGGUGUCCAACAGCAUUUGAGCAACACUCUAAAGAUGGCAGAGCAAGAUAACAAGGAUGCUCAAGACGUGAUUCGAGCACUUAAGGAGCGGAACCACCAUACGGAGCGCAUUGCUGAAGCUGAACAACUUGCAAAGCAGGCAUUGGCAGCCACCCUAGAGGACUAUAAAGCAUCCCUCAAUGCUGAGCAGGCUGAAUGUUCACGUCUCAAGUCCCAGUUAGAGCAAGAGAAACAACGAGUUGCAGAACUAUACUCUAUUCACAGCUCUGAUGAUGCAUCUCACAUCCAGAACCUACUGGAAAGCGUGCGUUCUGAUAAAGAGAAAGCAGAAGCUCUGGCUGGGAACUUGCAGGAAGAGUUGGUGCAUGUACAGAAUGAUCUCAGACGUAUGCAAGACGCCUUUGAUAAGCUGGAAGAUGAAUAUAGAGCAUUCCGUGAAGAAGCACAAAAACAGGUGGCAGAACUGACCCUGGCACUUGAUAAGGUGAGGAGUGAAUUGGAAGAAAAGGAGACGGAACGCAGUGACAUGAAGGAGACCAUAUUUGAACUGGAAGAUGAAGUAGAACAGCACAGAGCUGUGAAGCUACAUGACAACCUCAUCAUAUCCGAUCUGGAGAAUGCUGUAAAAAAGCUGCAGGAUCAGAAACAUGACAUGGAGCGUGAAAUCAAAAUAUUGAAUAGGAAGUUAAGGGAGGAAUCUGCUGAAUGGCGCCAGUUUCAGGCUGAUUUGCAAACUGCUGUUGUAAUUGCUAAUGACAUCAAAUCUGAAGCACAGGAAGAAAUUGGAGAACUUAAACGGCGGUUGCAAGAAGCAAUAGAGAGGAAUGAAAAGCUUAACAAGGAACUGGAGAAUGCUGCAUCUCGCAAACAGGAGGAGGAACGUGGUCGUGUUUAUAAUUACAUGAAUGCCGUGGAGAGGGAUCUUGCUGCCUUGAGACAGGGAAUGGGUCUUAGUCGCAGGUCUUCCACGUCUUCUGAGCCCACACCCACUGUCAAGACUCUUAUCAAAUCCUUUGAUAAUGCAUCCUCUCCAGCCCCCGCUCCUGCAGCAGUGGUGGCAACAGCUGCAGCGGCAACCACAAUUCCCCGCACUCCUCUGAGCCCCAGCCCUAUGAAGACACCGCCUGCUGCCGCUGUGUCGCCCAUGCAGAGACAUUCCAUUAGUGGACCUAUAUCUACUACUAAAUCAUUGCCAGGCUUGUCUGAGAAGAGGCCAAGUUAUGCUGAAAUUCCCGUACAAGAGCAUCUGUUAAGAACUACUUCUAGCAGCAGAACAGCAGCAGCUUUACCUCGGGUCCCAACAAUAGAUAGCACAAAAUCCAUCUCUGUGUCACGCCGCAGCAGUGAGGAACUGAAACGUGACAUCACUGUUACAGAUGGGAAUUCUUCUUCUCCCUUGAUGUCAAUGACUUCACCCUCAUCACAGCUGUCCCUCACCUCUUCCUCUCCCACUGCGUCUGUCACACCAACUGCACGGAACCGAAUCAGGGAGGAAAGAAAGGACCCCUUGGCAGCCCUAGCAAGAGAAUAUGGUGGCUCUAAGAGGAAUGCUUUGCUGAAGUGGUGUCAGAAGAAGACUGAGGGAUACCUGAAUAUCGACAUCACAAACUUCAGUAGCAGUUGGAACGAUGGCCUGGCCUUCUGUGCUUUGCUGCACACAUAUCUUCCUGCCCACAUUCCAUACCAGGAGCUGGGCAAUCAGGACAAGAGGAGAAAUUUCACAUUGGCCUUUCAAGCAGCUGAAAGUGUAGGCAUCAAGUCUACUCUGGACAUUAACGAGAUGGUACGAACAGAGCGACCGGAUUGGCAGUGUCUUAUGACAUACGUUACAGCAAUUUACAAAUACUUUGAAACCUGAACAUCGAUCAGGCCUGGUGUGCCGUAACCUUCUCCAUCUGGAAAAUUGGAAUACGCAUUCUUGUGUGAGGAAUACGCAGAGGCUUUACCAGUGAAUCAAACAGCUCUGUGAUAUGAGGAACAUUGUAGUGUUUUCACUGCCCAGUGUCUUCUACCCAUACACCAGUCUGUACUAGGACCUGCAUCUUUAUACAUGAGCUAAGGCUCAUCACCAUGCUUACCUGUGCCCUUUGCUUGGCACAGGCAUUUUACAGAUCAUUUCAGCUUACAGUAACUCAGGCUGCAGCUUGUGUCAAGGCAGCAGAAGUGACGUGGACAAAGUUUUUUUUGGUCAUGUUUUCUUAGUGCCUUAGCAAUGUGUGCACCUUACGGCUGCUCGGACCACUCAUCACAAAUCGCUAUGAUACCCACACAAAGCACAUAUCGUGCCAACAUCCUAGCUGCUGCCUUCGGGGGCCUGAUUGUCUUUUUUUAUUUGUGCCUGUAACACUAAGUGUUGAUACAUGUGAAUGUUGCGCUGCAUCAGUCUGUCUGUCUGUCGGUCUGUCCUUCAGUUCAGCCACGUCAUAGCAGGAACCGACAGAUGACAUAUUGCUGCAUGUGUAUCUGCAAAGUAACCACAGCAAAGGUAAAUCCAAAAUGUAGUAUUAUACAUUCCUUCAAGAGACUUUGUCUGUCAAGUUAGGGGAGGCAGUUCUUUCUUAAGCUGUCCUCGGUUGUGUUUAAAAUGCACGGACUC
Nanorana parkeri is the source of this 4253-nucleotide messenger RNA. RefSeq names its product sperm antigen with calponin homology and coiled-coil domains 1 like (gene SPECC1L). NCBI's taxonomy places the organism in Eukaryota, Metazoa, Chordata, Amphibia, Anura, Dicroglossidae. The transcript has 16 exons. Gene Ontology annotation, cellular component: microtubule organizing center; filamentous actin. Gene Ontology annotation, biological process: actin cytoskeleton organization. Gene Ontology annotation, molecular function: protein binding. The record is from RefSeq and is a predicted model, not a curated record. The coding region runs from base 195 to 3515 and encodes 1106 amino acids.